AUGGAUAUCACCUUUGAAAGUGUUAGGCAAUGGAAAGUUGAUCAAGUUUCUAAUUGGUUACAAGAAAAUAAUUUUAUGGAAUAUCAAAAGCUCUUUGCUGAAAAUGAUAUUAAUGGAGAUGUACUUUUAGAACUUGAUCAUGAAAUUUUAAAAGAAUUAAAAAUAAGGUCUAUUGGUGAUCGACUCAGACUCUUGAAUGCUGUAAGGUCCUUACUGAAAAUUUGUGCCGGAAAUAAUCUACCUUAUCAUUCCAUAAUUAAAUAUGCUAAGGAACCAAAUUCACCUGAAACUGACAAGUUUCCAAUUUCUCUCUCGAGAUCUAAUUCAAAUGCUCGCGCGCGCACAAGAUCAAAUUCUACUAAUCGUGGAUAUUCACCAAAAAUUCCUGUAAUUCCUAUUGAGUGUAUCAAACAGAGUACCAUUAAAGUUUAUGGUGAAGAAGGUCAAACACGAACUAUUUCACUAAAUAAUAUCGUUGACGCAGAGUCGAUUUUAAGACGUAUUUUACAAAAAUUUAAUAUCUAUGAAGACGUUGAAAAUUAUUCAUUAUUUGCCACACUGAGUGAUACUGGUGAAACACGAAGUUUAAUUGAUGAAGAAAUAAUUGAAAUAUGUAAAAGUUCCGAUAGACCAGAACGUGAAAGGCUCAUUUUACGAAAGAAACAUCUUCUAAAAGUGAGUUAUGAUCAUUCAAAAAAACAAAAAAAAGAUUUGGAAAAAUUUUUUGGUGAAAAACCACCAAGUAAUCCACAAGUUGGAGUCUCUAAAAAAAAAUUAAGAGAUUUCUUUGGUCAACGUCCUCCUUCCGAAUUAAUUCAAUUAAAUUUGACGGAAUACUUUCCUGGACAUAAUAGCGAAGAACUUGAACGCAGUGUUGCUAGAAGUUCCAUUUAUAGAAAUUCCAUUUAUAGAAGAGCAUCAAGAGUUUCUUCAGACUCUAAACUUUCAAUACAAAAAUCAAAGCGUACAUCUAAAGUAGAUGAUGAUUAUAAUAGUGUUAGAUCAAAACGUUUAUCUAAAUUAGAAGAUGAUUAUAAUAGUAUUAGAUCAAAACGCACAUCUGAAUUAUCUGAAUUAGACGAUGAUUAUAAUAGUAUUAGAUCAAAACGUAUAUCUAAAUUAGACGAUGAUUAUAACAAUGAUGGAUCAAAACGCACAUCUCAAUUAUCUGAAUUAGACGAUGAUUAUAAUAGUAUUAGAUCAAAACUUCCGAUACAACCAUUCAAGAACAACAGGAGGAAAAUUCCGAUACAACCAUUCAAAGAACAACAAGAGGAAGAUGGUGAUUACUUUCAAGAUUUUGAUUAUGAGGACGAAGAUGAUUUGGUAUCUGAUCCAGAAAUAAUAGAUGUUGAACUUUGUUCAAAGAUUAAGUGGAUAAAAGGCAACUUUAUAGGCAUGGGUUCUUUUGGUAGUGUAUAUCUUGGACUUAAUUCUUUUACUGGAGAAUUAAUGGCUGUUAAGCAAGUGGAAUUACCUACCGAAAAUUCCUCAAAUAAUGAACGUAAAAAAUCAAUGUUGGAUGCUCUACAAAGAGAAAUUACGCUUUUAGAAGAGUUGCAGCAUGAAAAUAUUGUACAAUAUCUCGGUUCACAAUAUGAAGAAGGAACAUUUAAUAUUUUCUUGGAAUAUGUACCUGGCGGAUCAGUAGCCACAAUGCUUAAUAAUUAUGGCCCAUUAGAAGAGCAAUUGAUUCAAUCAUUUGUUAGGCAAAUUUUACAAGGACUAAAUUAUUUGCACGAAAAAGAUAUUAUACAUAGAGAUAUUAAAGGCGCUAAUGUUUUGG
Messenger RNA from Dentiscutata erythropus, 1786 nucleotides. NCBI's taxonomy places the organism in Eukaryota, Fungi, Glomeromycota, Glomeromycetes, Diversisporales, Gigasporaceae. The record is from the annotation of a GenBank genome assembly.